GUAGGAGAAGGAGGGCGUGCCGAAGGUGGCGGCGUGCGUUUGCCUGUGUGACACAAUUACAACAACUUUGAGCUGGUGGUUGGGGAAGUUUGCGAUUUUUUAUCAAAUAGCAUCCUUUAGUAAAACCCAGAUUGCAUCAACUUCAUGCAUACUCUAAGAUUGGAAUACACGGCCUAUUUUGGUGUACGAUGAGGUGUGUGGAAUAUAACUUUAAAGGGUCGUUUCCUUGAGGAUUUUGCAACAAUUACGCUACGCCCCAUUUGCUUCUGGAUAAGGUUUCGCACCUUCGUUAUUGCAUUUUGGCGGAGUUGGUCGGCGGAUUGUCCGUUUCCUUUCCAUGAAAUCGUGCGGAGUGUCGCUCAGCGCCGCUGCCUCUGCUGCUGCUCGGAGUCUCGGCGCUGCUGGUGAUGAGGAAAAGAAAAUGGCGUCUGGAAAAGCGAAUGAAAUCGAGGAGGACUUUCCAAAGCUAACAACGCAAGAGAGAGAAAGCUUGGCCGCAAUUGACAGUUCACUGUUUGGAUUUCAGGGGCUUCAUGAAGAUGGCGCCAGAACGAAGGCCUUGUUGUUAAAGGCUGUAAGCUGCUACGAUGCUAUCAUCCUGAAAGCCGAGGGGAAAGUGGACCCUGAAAUGUUCUGUCAGCUAGGCCAUUUCAACCUUUUACUGGAGGACUAUCCAAAAGCAUUAUCUGCAUACCAGAGGUACUACAGUUUACAGACCGACUACUGGAAGAAUGCAGCCUUUUUAUAUGGCCUUGGAAUGGUUUACUUCCAUUACAAUGCAUUUCAAUGGACAGAGCAGUGCCCCUCAGCUGAGGCCCAGGCAGGAUGGAGAAGGGCAAUCAAGUCCUUCCAAGAGGUCCUGUACAUAGACCCUGGUUUCUCCAGGUCCAAGGAAAUCCAUCUAAGACUGGGCCUCAUGUUCAAAGUCAACACAGACUAUGAGUCGAGCCUGAAGCAUUUUCAGCUGGCUUUGAUCGACUCCAACCUCUGCACUUUGUCCAAAGCUGAAAUCCAAUUCCACAUUGCUCAUCUGUAUGAAAUUCAGAAGAAAUACAGAACGGCAAAGGAAGCCUAUGAAAGUCUACUGCAGACUGAAAAUCUCCCUGCACAGGUGAAGGCCACUACACUGCAACAACUUGGCUGGAUGCAUCACACCGUGGAGCAGCUCGGGGACAAAAGCAACAAGGACAGCUACGCCAUCCAAUGUCUGCAGAAGUCUUUGGAGGCCGACCCCAACUCGGGCCAGUCCUGGUACUUCCUCGGCAGGUGCUACUCUAGUAUUGGGAAGGUCCAGGAUGCCUUCAUCUCCUACCGCCAGUCCAUUGACAAGUCAGAGGCCAGCGCCGAUACCUGGUGCUCCAUAGGGGUGCUCUACCAGCAGCAGAACCAGCCCAUGGACGCGCUGCAGGCCUACAUCUGUGCUGUGCAGCUGGACCACAGCCACGCGGCCGCCUGGAUGGACCUGGGCACGCUGUACGAGUCUUGCGGCCAGUCGCACGACGCCAUCAAGUGCUACAUCAACGCCACGCGCAGCAAGGCCUGCCUCAACACCGCCGCGCUCACGCAGCGCAUUAAGCUGCUGCAGGCUCAGUUGUGUAACCUACAGCCAGGUAGUCUGCAGAGUAAGAGUAAAAUGCUUCCUAGUAUUGAGGAGGCGUGGAGCCUGCCCAUCCCCGCUGAGCUCACGUCCCGCCAGGGGGCCUUGAACACUGCACAGACGCAGCAGGCGUGUAAGACAGAGGGAGGCCAAGCCUCCAGCAGCCAGGUGGACUCACAAGCCAGCCUCGCCAAGAGGAAACGUACCGCCAGCCCAGCUAAGGGUGCUGCUGCUGCUGCUGCAGCAGAUUCAUGGGCUUCCAGCCCGGUCCACCAGCAGAUUCCCAGCUGGUAUCUUAAACCACAGAAGCUUCAGCUGCUGGAUCAGCUGAGGUCCAACCGGGCCAGUCUCAAACCUCCACAGAUGCAGAUGCUGGAACAGCUGGAGAACCAAUUCUCCCUCAUGCAGCAAAAUCAGCAGCAGAUGCGUCAGCAGGCAACAACCGCAGCAGACGGUCAGAACCGGCCCACCCUCCCAAACGGCCCCCUCGCCGAGACCCCCCGACCCCUCGCCGGCCUCUCCCGCUACCCCUCCCUCAACCACUCGGCUCCCCAGCCCACGGCCAACGGUUCGUGUGCCGCGAGCCCCGCGGGGCCCCCGGGCCCCCCGGGCCCCCCCAACGCCGCUCCCCUGGGCAACAAUCACACCCUGGGCCCCGGAGGAGGAGGCGGCGGAGGCGCGAGCAACGGAAACGUGCCUUACCUGCAGCAGAACUCUCUACCUCACAACUGCACAGCCACCAGUCACACAAGCACCAGCAGCGCCGCCAGUAGUCCCAGUCACGCAGACGACGCCUGGAGGAGCCAGCCACGCAACAACACCUCUCAGGGGCUUCUUAAAGGUCCAGGUUCACAUUCGGCGGGUCCCAAUGGAGAGCCGCUCUCUUCCUCCUCCUCCCCCCACGCCUCGCUGCCCUCCUCCGGCCCCGGUGCACCCAAUCAGGUUGGACAUUCCUCCGGGCCCUGCACUGCCUCCUCCUCGGCCUCCUCGCUGUCCCCCACCUCCCCCCAGACCACGCCCAACCACCUGUCCUCGCCCCCCCACGCCGCCACUACCUCAGGGGCUCACACCAAAGACGCCGCGCCUUCAGGAAGCAGCAACGGCACCGCCCCGCCGACGGGGGCCGAGACCACCGUCGCGCCCCCCGCGGGGACGCCGCCGGGCUCCGACGCCGCCCCCGUGCAGGGAUUGACUAAUCACGUCCAGCCUCGGGGGACGAACCCGUCGACCGGCCUAUCGCAGCCGGGCUCUCCUGCCGCCGCUCUCAGUUCCGACAAUCCACAGCUCUCCGCCUUGCUCAAGGGGAAGGCUAACUCUGGCCGCAACGACGACAACAACAACUGCAGUAACCCCGCCGCGACGCCGGAGAGGGUCAACAACGUCCACCCGGGCCUCCACGCCAAGCCAUCGGCCGAGCACUCGGCCGCCUCUUCCUCGCCGCAGUCAGCCACGUCCUCCGCCAAACCCUGCUCUGCACACCCCCGCGCCACCAACAGCCUCUCCUGCCUUAACAGCCCGUCCAAUGACCAGGCGCCCAAGCUCAACGGCAAGGGCCCCGGCGACUCCAGGAGCCCAGUGAAGGUGGAACCUUUAGCCACGGCCUCCUCGGGCCUGGCUCCCUUAUCCUCGGUUUCAAUCUACCCCAGUUCCAGCGAGGUGCUGAAAGCGUGCAGGAACCUGGGGAAGAACGGCCUGUCCACCAGCAGCAUCCUGCUGGACAAGUGUCCGCCCCCGCGGCCCCCCCCCUCGCCCUCCCCCGUGCUUCCCAAGGACAAGCUCAACCCGCCAACACCCAGCAUCUACCUGGAGAACAAGAGGGACGCCUUCUUCCCUCCUCUGCAUCAGUUCUGCACCAACGCCGCCAACCCUGUCACCGUCAUCAGAGGCCUGGCAGGGGCUCUCAAACUUGACCUGGGCCUGUUCUCCACCAAGACGCUGGUGGACGCCAACCCGGACCACCUGGUGGAGGUGAGGACCCAGCUGGCUCAGCCCACCGACGAGAACUGGGACCCCAGCGCUAGCCGGAAGAUGUGGCGCUGCGAGAGCAGCCGCUCCCACACCACCAUCGUCAAAUACGCGCAAUACCAGGCCUCCUCCUUCCAGGAGUCGCUACGGGAGGAGAGUGAGAAGAAGAAGGAGUUGGAAGCAGAAGCGGCCUCUCCGGAGAAUGCUGCACGCAGACGAAAAGGGCCUUUCAAGCACCUCAAGUUCGGCACCAACAUCGACCUUUCAGACGAGAAGAAGUGGAAGCUGCAGCUCCAGGAGCUGGCCAAGCUGCCGGCCUUCGCCCGCGUGGUGUCGGCAGGCAACCUGCUCAGCCACGUGGGGCACACCAUCCUGGGCAUGAACACGGUGCAGCUCUACAUGAAGGUCCCUGGGAGCAGGACGCCAGGUCACCAAGAGAACAACAACUUCUGUUCGGUCAACGUCAACAUCGGGCCUGGAGACUGCGAGUGGUUUGCCGUGCCUGAGCCAUACUGGGGAACCAUCAACGACUUCUGUGAAAAAAACAACAUCAACUUCCUGAUGGGCUCGUGGUGGCCCAACCUGGAGGACCUGUACGAGGCCAACGUGCCCGUGUACCGCUUCAUCCAGCGGCCCGGGGACCUGGUGUGGCUCAACACGGGCACCGUGCACUGGGUCCAGGCCAUCGGCUGGUGCAACAACAUCGCCUGGAACGUCGGCCCCCUUACAGCACACCAGUACAAGCUGGCGGUGGAGCGCUACGAGUGGAACAAACUGCAGAGUGUCAAGUCCAUCGUUCCCAUGAUCCACCUCUCCUGGAACAUGGCCCGGAACAUCAAAGUGUCGGACCACAAGCUCUUUGAGAUGAUCAAGUACUGUUUGCUGCGGACGCUGAAACAGGUUCAGAUGCUCCGGGAGCUGCUGCUGUCUGCGGGGAAGGAGAUGGUUUGGCACGGCCGGUCCAGGGACGAGCCGGCGCACUACUGCAGCAUCUGUGAGGUGGAAGUGUUUGACCUGCUGUUUGUGACGAGCGAGAGCAACAGCAAGAAGACGUACGUGGUGCACUGCCAGGACUGCGCUCGCAGGGGCAGCGCCAACCUGGAAAACUUUGUGGUGCUGGAGCAGUACAAGACAGAGGACCUCAUGCAGGUCUACGACCAGUUCACACUGGCCAGUCCUCUGCCUUCGUCCUCCUGAUGGUAACAUAGUAUUGUUCUGCGGACCACUAGAGCUCUGAUGGACCGGACGGAGCACUCUGGAAACCAUUUGUUUUGUUUCUGAUAUUCAGGAAGUUAGCUGGCAGUGCUCCCCACUGCGCUCUGUAGCUAUCCCAAAAGGCAGCUGUGUGAAAGCUGUGUGUCUAUGCAACCUGCCCCGAGCGGUCUGCCUCCCCCCAGUGGACUGGAGGGCGAACGGUAGCCUCUCCCGUCACCAUGACCAGACUGUUCUACUGCUGGCCCAGCUGGACUUCUCAAGAAAACAAACAAAACAAAAAACGACUAUUGAUAGAAGAAUGGUUUUGUAUAUAUUGUGUUACAACUGGCAAACAACAUCACAUAAAGACUACUGACACGCUAAUCGCCCCCCCCCCUUUAUUUUGUAAUCCGUUAGUGGCUUUACACAUGAGUUUAUUCCCUCGCCCCCGUCAACCGUAACUGGCAUAGCUGCUCUUUUAUGUUAGAUGGCUAGAUGUCUCCUUGGACAGGAAACGAAGAAAAACUGUUUUGUAAUGUGAAGAGUAGAGUGACAUGUUGUUUGCAACAUUUUCCUCCUGUUUUUAAUGGACUUAACGUUUCCACUUAUUUUCGUUUGUUGGAACCGUUUCUUUUGUCGCUGGCUUUGCUUUUCUAUGGUUUAAAAAGGGUAAUUAGUUGGAAAGAAACAACAGCCAAGACAUAGUGAAAAGUGGGUUGCACAUAGACAAAGGAAUAGACUUUUUUCUAAUUUUGAUGUAAAUUUACACUAUUUAUAAAUGCAUAUUUAUUGCUUGAAAAUAUUUGUUGAUGGAAUGCUGUAAUUUUUUUUUUUUCCAGAGAACCUGCCAUUCAAUUUUGAAAGAUCCUUGUCACUUUGGCCGUGGCAUCUUGUACGUUUUCUAUAUCAACUGCUUAGUAAGCAUUGUACAGAGACCCUCCUUGAAAUGGUUUUAUUGUUUGAAGGAUGUUUUAUGCGUCAAUAAACAAAAAAAUCUUUAUUUAAAUUUUUGGGAUUCUUUGCUGAUAAUUAUUACAUCUCAUUCAUCAUAGCUAGAUUCUCAAAUGCCAGGUUAUUUAUUGCAUUGCAUUUAUUUAUUGCAUUUAAUACCGUUCUUUCAUUGUUUCACACAUUCAAAGGAAUGCAGAUAUUUGAGAAAUUGCUCUUGUACACAAAUGGUAACCAGAGUUGUUUUUUGUGGUACAAACAUAAGGUACAAAUCAAUAAACCUUUGAUUCAUAAAUCAGGCACACAUUUAAAAAUGUCACCUUUUAGUGGGACCGCAAGAGCGAUCACAAACGUACAUUUGUACUAAAUUAAUACAGUUUGGGCAUCGUCUUGGAUUACGCAUUUGAAAUAGACUGUCCCCCAUCACAACAGUGCAGCUACUGCUAUGUGGUAAAUCGAACCGUUUUCUUUUGAGCUUCCCAGUGAUAGCGAAAGUGGCGGGGGGUCACUUUCACGUCACAGCUGUAGUUGCAAUCGGCUUAUGACCGGUUUGAUGUGGAGCCUUCAGGGGUGCCCAUUAGGGCUGUAAAUGUACCCCUGAAAUCUCCCAGUAUCUAUUCCACUGCUACCAUGUGACCGUCAGAUCCCUAGCCUGUAACAAAGACAUCAUCCCUCAUUAAAUGUUCCUAGGGUGCAUCAGUCGCUUCGAUCUGGCGGCGUACUGUGUCUAGUCUGGUUUUUCUACGUACUUUUUCAAUUUGAUUCCAGAGUUGGGUGAAUGAAUGGAAAUAAACGAGUUUGGGAAUAAAUAAUCAAAUGGAGCAGCAUAGCCAAAGAGAUCAAAAGCCCUACUGAUGUUUGCACGAUUUAUCAGGUUGGCUUUUCUUUUCUCUCUGGGGAACAGACUUUUCUAUCUGGGAUUUUCUGUGGUAAUUAAACUUCCGUUCAUUGCAUGGCUCUUUUAUGAUUGUUAUUGUCUUUUUGUUUGUUUUUACCCUAAGUACAACAGUUAGUAUUUUUAUAACAAGCAUGUGUAAUGGUACAAUGGUUCACUGGGGAAUGGGGAACUCCAUCAAAAAACGGUUUAGAAAAGAGGAACGGUUCAAGUGCGUUCCCUUAACACCAUGGACCUGUUCUUGGAAGACUUAAUGAUAAAUGAGGUGACAAUGAAUGGUUUGUGUCUUUCAGAUUUGAAUUAAAGAGUUGAAUGGGGAAUUUAAUCUUUUCAUUCUAAUUGGCAAUACAAGUGGACUAUUAUUUUCAUGGUGCUCUAAAAAGCCAAAUAGCUGCAAAUAGAUAAACCCGCCCCUGUCCUCAAAAAAGAUUG
Molecule: messenger RNA, 7031 nt
Organism: Gadus chalcogrammus (walleye pollock)
Lineage: Eukaryota; Metazoa; Chordata; Actinopteri; Gadiformes; Gadidae
Gene: kdm6a
Product: lysine (K)-specific demethylase 6A
Exons: 31
Coding region: 338-4759 (1473 amino acids)
Biological process (GO): regulation of gene expression; heart development
Cellular component (GO): MLL3/4 complex
Molecular function (GO): histone H3K27me2/H3K27me3 demethylase activity; RNA polymerase II cis-regulatory region sequence-specific DNA binding; chromatin DNA binding
Source: RefSeq, a predicted model, not a curated record